GGAAGAUUGAGUCAAGAACCGUGGGUGUUCGGGCUGAAGAGAUGCCCAAUAAUGGAUUAAGUUAAGUUUAAAGGGAACAAAAAGAGAAGAGAGAAGAGAAAAGAGAGAAAGAGGGAAAGAGAUGGGAAAGGGUAAGUUGGGAAGAUCAUGAAUGUGGAGAAUGGGAGAUUUCUUUUUUGUUUUUUUUUUUCCUUUCUGUCUCUCUCUCUAAUUCUUUUGAUUAUUUUAAUUCCUGUUGAUUUUCUUUUUCUUCUUUGCUUUUUUCUCAUUUCCUUAUCAACGGAAUUAGAGGUGAGUUCGUCUACAUGACGGGAGCUGUUCGCUCUGGCCAUUCGCGACCCACUCGGGAUGCGAUCUGAAGUACGAAACCGCGACGGGUUUAGCGGGAGCUGCACUCGGCGGCUGUCAUUCGAUGUCUUGG
Aspergillus welwitschiae is the source of this 421-nucleotide messenger RNA. RefSeq lists its product as uncharacterized. Lineage: Eukaryota; Fungi; Ascomycota; Eurotiomycetes; Eurotiales; Aspergillaceae. The record is from RefSeq and is a predicted model, not a curated record. The transcript is spliced from 2 exons. The coding region runs from base 148 to 309 and encodes 53 amino acids.